Messenger RNA from Chelonia mydas (Green sea turtle), 2865 nucleotides. Its product is annotated as CCN family member 1. The record is from RefSeq and is a predicted model, not a curated record. The transcript has 5 exons. Gene Ontology annotation, biological process: signal transduction. NCBI's taxonomy places the organism in Eukaryota, Metazoa, Chordata, Testudines, Cheloniidae. Gene Ontology annotation, molecular function: protein binding. The coding region runs from base 181 to 1272 and encodes 363 amino acids. Gene Ontology annotation, cellular component: extracellular region.
CUGGAGGUGGCGGUAUAAAUAGGGAGCCGAAAGGGGCUGGUGUAGAUGCUGUUCGGGGUGGCUGGGUGAUGCAUGUGCUCAUUACUUCGGCGGGGUUUGCUGAGCGGCGGUGGAGCUCAGGCUGCUCGGAUCCGCUGAGCCCCCGAGGCAGUCCUUUUCUCUGGCCCGUUUAAGUCCGCGAUGGAGCAAGCGUCUCUGCUCAGCUUUGUUUUCCUGCUGUGCCUUGCGCUAGUGGCGUGUCGUUGUCCUCUGCAGUGUCUUUGCCCCCUCAGCCCACCCCAUUGUGCUCCUGGGGUCAGCAUGGUGCUUGAUGGCUGCGGGUGCUGCAAAAUCUGUGCCAGGCAGCUGAAUGACGACUGCAGCAAACACUGGCCGUGUGACCCCCACAGGGGGCUGGAAUGCAACUUUGGAGCGGACCCAUUGGCCAGCAAGGGCAUCUGUCGGGCCAAACAGGAAGGCCGGACAUGCCAGUACAAUGGGCGGAUCUACCAGAACGGUGAGAACUUCCAGCCCAGCUGCAAGCACCAGUGUAGCUGCAUGGAUGGUGCUGUUGGCUGCCUGCCCCUGUGCCCCCUGGAGAUGCCCCUGGCCUCCCUCAGCUGCCCUGACCCACAGCUGCUCAAGGUGCCCGGCCAGUGCUGCAAGAAGUUUGUGUGCAGCAAGGGGGCCAAGAGGUUUGGGGAGGUCUCCUUUGAGGGCAGGGAGACCAACAGCAACGAGCUUAUCUAUGUGGGCAAGGAUGGGCACUGGAAGAACCUGCCAGCCUGGGCACCUCUGUUCAAGGCCCAUUCGGUGCUGAGGAACUGCCUAACCCAGACUACAGACUGGUCUCCCUGCUCCAAGACAUGUGGCCUGGGUGCCUCCACCCGGGUCACCAACAACAACCCCCAGUGCAAGCUGGCCAAGGAGACACAGCUGUGUCAGAUCCAACCCUGCAGCCAGCCUGACUUCACCAAGCUGAAGAAGGGCAGGAAGUGUCUCCGGACCCAGAAGGCGCAAGAGCUGGUGCAUUAUACCUAUGCCGGCUGCAAGAGCCUCCGCAAGUACCAGCCCAGCUACUGUGGCUCGUGCCUGGACGGGCGCUGCUGCGUGCCCCUGCGCACCCGCACCCUGGUCGUGCCCUUCCACUGCCCCGAUGGGGACUCCUUCACGCGCAGCGUCAUGGUGAUCCACUCGUGCCAGUGCAGGCCGGCUCACUGCCAGCCCCUCAACAAGCCUGCCAUGCAUCCCCAGCACCGGCUAGAUGAAGACACACACAAGUUACUGGAGUGAGUCUUGCUGGCAGCCCAGAAUGGGCAAGGUCCUGGCGAUGGUGUGGCGGGAGGGAUGCCCCCUGCUCAAAGGACACUUUAAGGACUUGGAUCUCAGCCCUAGAUUGGGGGUCUCUAAGCUGAUGGGUGGAGGGCAGGCCUAGGGAGCUAUUGACCCCCAUGGCAGCCCCUUUCUAGCCUGUAUUUCCACUUGUGACCCCCCCCCCAUUUCCUAUCCCAUGGUGCCUCUUUCCACAUGUGCCCCUUCAUGUGCCCCACUUCCAUUACCUACCCCAUGGAACCCUGAUGUGCACCCCCACUUCCUCCUGGGGGUGGGAGUAUCUCACCACAUCUUCCCCCCCCCCCCCACCCAAUAUGCUGUCUGCCUCUACCUUGUGCACACUCACUGCCCCCUGGUGGUGAGCCCCCAAUGGACACCCUCUCCAUCCCUGGUGGAAGAGAGUAGGUGUCAUUUGAACCACAUGGGGGGCAAUAUACAACUGCCCCACCCUAUAAUAAUCCAAAGGGUUCUUCUCUCUCCCCCCAACCUCAUUAAAGCACUUUUAAUUAUACCCUGGAUGCCAGGAGCCAAGGGGUUGGUGGUCCCAUGGGAAGGAUGCAUAGGAGGGUGUCUAAAGGGUUUCAUGCCUGUUCUAUCGCCCCCUGCUGGGCUGUUUUGUACUCACAGGCACAGUAAUGUUGUACUUGCUGGGGGGGAGGGGGAGAAUUGUUUGGGGAAAUUGUUUUGUUUUUCUUUAGCACACACCCAGCUUCAAACUCAGUUUGGAGCGAUGGCUGUUGGCUUCAUAAGGAAGCCCCUCUCAUCUGUCACCCCUUCUUGCUGUCUUCCCCUCCUUGUUAAUUAACAAUGCCUGAUUUCUCUCUCCCCCUCCCGGGGGGGGGGGGGGACAAUUUAUAGUGACUGUCACAAUGAUUGAAAGUCCUUUCUCUCUCUUGCUGGCGGGUAUAAUUGCUUUGUAGGGGAAGGGGUAUCCCCAGACCCCCUGCAAACUCAUAUCUCCAUCAGAAUGUGUUUCUCUUUUCUUCCCCCCACUCAAAAAACAAAACAAAAAAAAAACUAGAAGGGAGUUUAGAAGCUGGUAUUCUGCUCCAGUUCCUGGGUGGAUAACUAGCUGCAAAUGUCAGAUCUGGAUCCACCAAACCCUUUAAAGUUUAUGGGGCUCUUCUGAACCACCCCACCAGCCCAGCUGUCUGUUCCCUGCUCCAGGAAGGCCAGUUCUCUGCUUAGUUUGGCUUAGAACAGGAAUGGCAUAUGAGGGGAGGGCAGCUCUGUUUCUCUCAUAAAUACCCUACCCCCUCAUCCUGCCACCAUCUCCCGAUCCAGAGGAGUUUAUUCAGGAUUCCCCCUUCAGUGCAUCUAACUAAGCUUGGCAGCAUUUGAUUUUAAUUUCAAUAGAUAAUGCUUGUUUGGGUUUUUAAAAAAAGACUUUUACAGUUGUGGGAAAUUAUGGAGGGGGAUCAGACAAGGGGGGUUAGAUGCUAAUUACAGUAGAUGUUGAGAUUCGAAAAGUUAACGGUGAACAAGCUUUAAAACACAAAUGGCCAACACCCCAUGUCAAACUCUACACAGGAAACUGCCUUAAAUCAAACUCAG